CUGAGUUUGCGCACUGGACGCCUCCAUUGUCUCGCCAGCAGUACCCGCGGCAGCGCGGGGCGCGGGAGCGAGAGCGCGCUGAUUUGAGAACGCAGGGGAGCGGCGUAGUCCUACAGUGACCCGAAUCAACGACAGACGACAACGGGGGGUGGGGGGGAAUCCGAGGGACAUACGACAGGAACAACAACAACGACGACGACGUUCGAGAUUGCAAUCGGCCAGCGAUCGACAUCGGCGGUCCUCCAGCAACAGUUGUCGGAGGACGGCUGAGAUCUGCUGAAGGGAAAGCCACCAACACACGGUAGAGGAGAACUGGGCGCACAUUGCGGUUAUACGACUGGAUGUGUUGUGCUUGUCAUCCCGGCUGCUUGUGUUGUGGAUCUGAGGAGGCUGUGCCCUGUCAUUCGCGAGCGGUACAAACGUGUUGCUGCGUGCAGUUGCCGACACCAUACACACACACACACACACACACACACACACACACACACACACACACACACACACACACACACACACACACACACACACACACACACACACACACACACACACACACACACUGUCUGAUCAUUAUAGGGGGGAUGUGGGGAUCACCGCAAUAUAACAAGCUCUAUUUAUUUUAGCCCAAGCCGAGCUGUCAUUCAGCAUCUUCCACUCGAGGUUUAUUUCCCGACGUGGUGGAUCGCGCAGCACUCGGGAGGGCUCAUGUUUGCUUCAACAGAGACACGGGCUGUUCCGUCUGCCGCGCGCUACAGCUGCUGUAGUCAGACUUGACAACCCGCCGCGGACUGGAUUCAGAGCAACAGCAGCCGCUCCGUUGGCUGCCAAGGGCCGAGGAAACCACUGCAGACAGACUGCCUGACAGACAGGCGUGCCAGGACAGGGAGGGGGCGGCAGCCGGCGACAGCUCUCUCGACCCCUUCUGAGGAUCGAGCCGAGCCCCCCUCUCUUCGAGAGCCCCCGCCCGUCGUCACCUGGGGGUGCACUUUGGAUGGGGGGGAAGCAAAGCACGACCGGGCGGCCCCGGGGCGCCUUCCCCGGCGUCUCCACGGACGACAGCGCCGUGCCGCCCUCGUCCCACUUCGGCCACUACCGGCCCAGCGGGCCCAUGGGCCUGCGGAGCCGCUCCGUCAGCUCGGUGGCCGGCAUGGGCAUCGACCACGGGGCCGCCGUGCCCUUCGGCUUCUACGGCCCCCGGGGCACGGACUCGGACAGAGCCAUGGGGGGCGGCGGCGGUGGCGGCGGCGGCGGCGGGGGGCCCGGCCCCAACGCCGUCGGCCCCCACGGUAACGGCUACGGCCAGGAGAACGGCGGGGGGGGACACCACCACCACCACCACCACCACCACCACCACACGGAGAGCGUGCUCUACCUGGGGUCCCGGGGGUCGCUGGCUGACACCCUGCCCCUGCACAUUGCCCCCCGCUGGUUCAGCGGACACACCGGUUUCAAGUGUCCCGUAUGCUCCAAGUCUGUGGCGUCUAAUGAAAUGGAAGUACACUUCAUCAUGUGUUUAAGCAAGCCCCGCCUCUCCUACAAUGACGAUGUACUGGCGAGGGAUGCGGGCGAGUGUGUGAUCUGUCUAGAGGAGCUGCAGCAGGGAGACACUAUAGCCAGACUGCCGUGCCUCUGCAUCUACCACAAAAGCUGUAUAGACUCAUGGUUUGAGAUCAACCGCUCCUGCCCUGAACACCCGUCCGACUGACCUUGUCUCCCCCCCUGAAUACUGCUAAAGGGAUGUUCUUUCUCCUUCCAUGGAUACCUGGAAACGAACGCAAGAAAAAUGUAAAAACAAAUCAACAAGAAA
This is a messenger RNA of Gadus morhua (Atlantic cod), 1807 nucleotides long. It is a transcript of the gene znrf1, whose product is annotated as zinc and ring finger 1. Bases 992 to 1705 code for a protein of 237 amino acids. Gene Ontology annotation, molecular function: ubiquitin protein ligase activity. Gene Ontology annotation, cellular component: membrane; intracellular membrane-bounded organelle; cytoplasm. The transcript has 5 exons. NCBI's taxonomy places the organism in Eukaryota, Metazoa, Chordata, Actinopteri, Gadiformes, Gadidae. The record is from RefSeq and is a predicted model, not a curated record. Gene Ontology annotation, biological process: proteasome-mediated ubiquitin-dependent protein catabolic process; protein K48-linked ubiquitination.